GGGGUCCUGGUGACGCCAUCUGUCAUGAAGCGCCCCCUGCCCAGAGCAGCCCUGCCUCUCGCACCGUCCACUUCUCGCCGCGCUUCCGAGCAGGGAAGGUGGCCUGUGAGUACGGCAUGGUGCACGUGGUGUCCGAGGCCGGGGGCCCCAAAGGCAAAGACUACUGCAUCCUCUACAACCCGCAGUGGGCCCACCUGCCGCUCGACCUCAGCAAAGCGUCUCUCCUGCAGGUGCGGGACUGGACGACCUCCGUGCUCUGCUCUCCGGCCGACCUCCCUGCCAAAGGCUUCAGUAACCAGAUCCCCCUGGUGGCGCGGGGGAACUGCACCUUCUACGAGAAAGUGCGGCUGGCGCAGGGCAGCGGGGCGCGCGGGCUGCUCGUCAUCAGCAAGGAGACGCUGGUCCCCCCAGGAGGCAACAAGACGCAGUACGACGAGAUCGGCAUUCCUGUGGCCCUACUCAGCUACAAAGACAUGCUGGACAUUUUCGAGACUUUCGGCCGGGUGGUACGGGCGGCGCUGUACGCCCCCAAGGAGCCCAUGCUGGACUACAACAUGGUCAUCAUCUUCAUCAUGGCUGUGGGCACCGUCGCCCUCGGGGGCUACUGGGCCGGGAGCCGGGACGUGAGGAAGAGGUACAUGAAGCACAAGCGGGACGACGGGCCCGAGAAGCACGAGGACGAGGCCGUGGACGUGACGCCCGUCAUGAUCUGCGUGUUUGUGGUCAUGUGCUGCUCCAUGCUGGUGCUGCUUUACCACUUCUACGACCAGCUCGUCUACGUCAUCAUCGGCAUCUUCUGCCUGGCCUCCUCCACGGGCCUCUACAGCUGCCUGUCGCCGCUCCUCCAGAGGCUGCCGUUCUGCAGGUGCAGGGUCCCCGACAACAGCCUGCCCUACUUCCACAAGCGCCCCCAGGUCCGCACGCUGCUCCUGGCGCUGCUGUGCCUGGCCGUCAGCGUGGUGUGGGGCGUCUUCCGGAACGAGGACCAGUGGGCUUGGAUCCUUCAGGACGCGCUGGGCAUCGCCUUCUGCCUCUACACCUUGAAAACCAUCCGCCUCCCCACGUUCAAGGCCUGCACGCUGCUGCUGCUGGUGCUGUUCAUCUACGACGUCUUCUUCGUGUUCAUCACGCCCUUCCUGACCAAGAGUGGGAACAGCAUCAUGGUGGAGGUGGCAACCGGGCCGUCGGACUCGGCCACCCACGAGAAGCUCCCCAUGGUGCUGAAGGUGCCCCGACUCAACGCCUCGCCGCUGGCCCUGUGUGACCGGCCCUUCUCCCUCCUGGGCUUCGGGGACAUCCUGGUCCCAGGGCUGCUCGUGGCCUACUGCCACCGCUUCGACAUCCAGGUGCAGUCCUCCAGGGUCUACUUCGUGGCCUGCACCAUCGCCUACGGCAUCGGUCUCCUGGUGACGUUCAUGGCGCUGGCCCUCAUGCAGCGCGGCCAGCCCGCCCUCCUCUACCUGGUGCCCUGCACGCUCGUCACCAGCUGCGCCCUGGCGCUCUGGCGCAGGGAGCUGGGCAUGUUCUGGACGGGCAGCGGCUUUGCGAAGGACCUACCUCAGUCGCCGUGGGCGCCCGCCUCCGCCGACGGCCCGCAGCCCCAGGCGGACUCCGACGCCACCCCCUCCCGGCCGCCUCCCGGCCAAGAAGCGGCCCUGUCCCCUCCGCCCGCGGAGCAGCCCCCGGAGCCGUCCGCGCCCGAGGAGAGCGGGGCCGGCGCGCCCCCCCAGGAGACCGAGAGUCCGACCGGCCUCGCCCCCGGCCCUUCGGCCUAGGGGAGGGCGCAGACUCGGCCCCCGCGCCCCGGGACUGGACCCGCGCGGCCCCCAACUUGGUGCUCUGGUCUGGCCGAUGCGCACGUCCUGCUCCAGCCCGGCCACACCCCGGACCCCAGCCCUGCUCCGAGCUCGCGUGGCCAC
This is a messenger RNA of Balaenoptera musculus (blue whale), 1919 nucleotides long. RefSeq names its product signal peptide peptidase like 2B (gene SPPL2B). NCBI's taxonomy places the organism in Eukaryota, Metazoa, Chordata, Mammalia, Artiodactyla, Balaenopteridae. Gene Ontology annotation, molecular function: aspartic endopeptidase activity, intramembrane cleaving. Bases 117 to 1775 code for a protein of 552 amino acids. The record is from RefSeq and is a predicted model, not a curated record. Gene Ontology annotation, cellular component: lysosomal membrane; cytoplasmic side of endoplasmic reticulum membrane; Golgi-associated vesicle membrane. Gene Ontology annotation, biological process: membrane protein proteolysis. The transcript is spliced from 15 exons.